Molecule: messenger RNA, 1595 nt
Organism: Linderina pennispora
Lineage: Eukaryota; Fungi; Kickxellomycota; Kickxellomycetes; Kickxellales; Kickxellaceae
Exons: 5
Coding region: 1-1506 (501 amino acids)
Biological process (GO): transmembrane transport
Cellular component (GO): membrane; DASH complex; mitotic spindle
Molecular function (GO): xenobiotic transmembrane transporter activity; antiporter activity
Source: RefSeq, a predicted model, not a curated record
AUGCCGACAGACGACGAAACCCAGCCGCUGCAUGGCAGCCAGUCCUCGCCCGAUUCUCUGGCGCACGAGCUCUCGUGGCUCGGCAAAGCCUCCCUGCCGCUAAUCGGCUCGUACUACCUCCACUACCUGUUCGGAUUCCUCAACCUCAUCUCCCUGGGGGCCUGGGGCGGCCAGGCACUGGGCGGGUAUGCAUUGGCGAACAUGACGUGCGCCAAUCCUGGCGUUCGCCCCGGCCACAGGCAUAGCAUCGGCGCUGGACACGCUGUGCACCGCGUCGGCCUGCACUUGCAGCGCGGGCUGACCGCCGUCACACUCUGGUAUGUUGUGGUACUGUGCAUUAUGCAGUUUGCCAUGCCCACAGUAUAUGAUGUGCUGGGGCAGCCGAGGGAAUUGGCAGAGCCGGCGGCCGAGUACUUGAAGGUGCUGUCAUUGGGACUGUGGCCGUGGAUGGCUUUUGAGUGCCUGAAGCGGUACGUGCAGGCGAACACGCAGAUGCGCCUGCCCGCAUUGGUCCUGGCGGCAGUCGUUCCCGUGCAUCUGCUGAACCACUACGUGUUCGUCUGGCGCCGCCAUGCCUCAUUCACGGCGGUCGCCUGGAUCACCGUGUUCUCCUACUGGGCCAUGUUCCUGGGCUUGGUUUUCUGCACCUUGGCCUGGGACGCACUGCGGCCGGCCUGGCACCGCCACCGCCCGAAGGAAUUGAUUUCCACAAGCUUCUAUGCUCUGGCAGUGCCGGCCAUGGUGGAGGCGUGCGGCGAGUAUAUGGCGUUUGAAUUAAUGACGCUGCUGGCUGCGCAGCUGGGCAAGACCAGUCUGGCCGCCCAGGCCAUAGCCUUCAAUAGCAUGUCGAUGGUCUACCAAUUGCCGCACGGGGUCGGCGGCGCUGCUGCGGUGCGCAUCGGAAGGCUUCUGGGCCGCGGCCAGACCAGUCGCGCAUGCUUCUCCGCCGCGGACCCGGAGGUAUUGGCGGUGGCCCGUAGGCUGAUCCGCAUUGUCGCCAUGAUCGAGUGGACCGACGCCACGCGCGCCAUCGUGCCUGGCAUACUGCGCGGCAUGGGCAAGCAGAGGUGGGCGGCCACCAUCAACAUAGGUGCCUACUAUUGCCUGGUAUUGCCAUUGGGCGCCAUGGCCUGGGCGGCCUUUGCGCUCGGCAUGUCGGUGUUGGCCGCCGCAUAUAUCGUGGCCAUUCUGCGCACCGACUGGUCGCGCGAAAGGACUGACUCGUAUACGUUGGGCCGCACGCAGUUUGAGCGCGAGAAGGAGCGCCUGAUUGUCGAAAUCAACCAAAGCCUGGACAUUGCCAAUCGGAACUUUGUCCAGCUCAACCAGAACCUCGAGUCCGCCGUUGCUCUGGGCAGCAACUUUGGCCGUGUCGCGCAGCUCUGGUCAGAGUUCGCUGAAAUCAUCAGUCCGUCGGUCGACGAGGAGUCCGUGGAGGAUGUGGAGGAUGUGGAGAUGGAAGAGGAAGAGCAGGCUGCAGAGCCUGAGGAGCACCCGGAAACAUGAGCUAUUAUGCUCCAUUAUUAUAGCCACCCUGCUUAUCUGGGCGAGCUAUUCAGGCGCAUUCGCUUUUUUCUACCUGUUAAUAAACCACC